GUGAUUGCCGCAAGAAAACUCCGGCUCCGGUAUCCCGAAAAAGAGGGGAUUGAUCGAUAUAGAACGUGCGACGAGAGUGCAAAGAAUUGAUUUUCCUUACCAGCGAGCCAGCGUGAUUGUAUGUGUGUGUCGGUACGCUAGUGGUGCAUCGGCGGUGCAGUUACCCUCGUUAGCCGGCUGCAAACGGUGGCAUUCGGCACAUUAGAACCCUCCCCUUCAUCUCCCUCCACACACACACGCACACAGCCACUGCAGCUGCAAUCAUCAAACUGCACUUCAUUGUGCAUGAAAUAUAGGGCAUCACCAGGGCAGGGGGGGUAGCAUUUCCACCAAAUAUCCUCUACACGACAGCUGCAAACGGGGGGCGAACGUAUCUCACCCGGCAAACGAAUCUGAACUUUCCCGAGCCCGAAACGUCCUAACUAAAAGCGGCAAACUGACCGGAAGCAGGGUUGGAAACAUGCUGCUCACGUUCCAAGACCGGCUGCGUAUACCGUGGCGCGGUGGCGCAAAGCAGAUUACGCUCGACAAUGUGGUGACGCUGGCGAUACUGAUCGGAACGCUGCUGCUGACCGCGGUACACUUCUAUCUUUGCCUUGUCAUCAUGCUUCUACUUCCCCUGGUAUUGCUGUACCUAAAACGGCUCUUCGGAACGAUCCAUCCCAAGACAAAGUUUUUCACAAUUUGGUUUUUCGGUAGCUGCGUGUAUCUGGUCGCACUGUUCGAGCUGGCCGUUCCGUUGUUGGAAAUUUUGCCCCAAGAAAACGUUGGCUUCGUCGUGCUGAUGACGCUCGCUUUUCUCUGUUUGCUAAAGGCGAAGCAGCGGGCCGUGCUGAACCAUCUCUCUGCCCUGCCGGCGGACAUGAACGGUGUAGAAAGCGGCAAGGGAAGCAAGGAACAGAUUGUGCUGUUCUCCGACCGCGACGAUUCGGACGAUGGGGCGACCGAUUCGGACAGUGGACGGUUGGCGUGCCAGCUGUGCCGGAAGUACGUGCCACCGAGAACGUACCACUGCAAGGUUUGCUCGAGCUGUGUGCUGCGGCAGGAUCAUCACAACGUGUGGCUGAACUGCUGCAUCGGCAAAUCGAACCAUCGGCUGUAUCUGGCGGGCUGCCUCUUUACGCUGCUGGCGUUGCUGGUGUUUGCCAAUCUGGCGCUGACGGCGGUGUGCCAUCCGACGCCAAUCUUUACGCUGUACGGGAUCAUCGUGAUGAUGCCGGACGACUGUACCGAUAUCUUUUUCCAGUAUGACAUUGCACUGUGCUUUACGGGUUCGGUGUACGCGCUAAUAAUGGCAUCGUUUAUUGCUAUCGCUAUAGUGAAACAGAUCUGCUUCAUCUCAUUCGGCCUCUCGUUCAGCGAAUGGCGUCGCAGGGAGCACGUGAAGCGACGGAAUUGUCUGUGGAAUUGGAAAGCGUUCUGUUUUGGCCAGUAAAACUUAACCAGAGGUGCAAAGCACAGUCUACCAGACUUGGGCGCAGUGUGUCUGACUGCAAAACUUCCGUUUGAGUUUGUUUUAUAUCAUAUCCUCUCCCGCGCACAUUCGUGUGUGUGUGUGUGAACUAUUUUUAGCCAAAGGAAACCAAACUUGGUCGUAAGUUGUUCUUAUCGAUAGUAUUUCGGUAGUAGAGAGAGAUAGAGAGAGAGUUGCGGUAGAAAGGGGAUAGAACUCCCAAUUCCAUAAGGAUUUGUUUCCCGUUUGUUUUGUUUUCGGUUUGCACACAUCCAGUGUACUUGUGGGUGUUGUAGGGUGGAGUUAAUCUCACGUUAUUUAAUUAAUGUAAGCAUAUUUGCUACCGAUAACCACUCACCAUUAUUGCCACUGCUCCCACAAGUGAUUAGAAGGCGGUAUGUCAAGAGCCGCCGAAAGAGGUGUUUCGUUAGAAAAGCCAUUUUAUUACCAAUUUAUGAGGCCACAACACGCGCGGAGAAGUAGAGAAGCUUCUAUCCGCACAUUCUUUUCCCCCUCUUCUUGUUGCAAGUUCGAACCUAGCCGUAGAACCAGUAGUAGGAACUAGUGAUGGGUAAAGUUGACAAAAAUCCGGAGCCGACUCCGGACUGUAGGUCCGCCCAGCAUUACCCAGGGCCGGUUGGAAUCAUCCCGGAACCUCUCGGAGUCGUCCGGAGUUAUCCGGAGUCAUCCAGCGUCGUCUGGAGUCAUUCGAAGUUGGUCGAAUAUGGUCGGUGCAAUGUUUCUAUAGUCAGGCAUUUUAUAUCCGACUCCGACUCUUCCUAUCUUCGGUCUCAAAUCGCUAUUCUUAGACAGAAAGACUUGGUUAAGAAGUACACACGCAAAGCGAAAGAGGAAAAAAACCCGAAAUCAAAUGCCUCUGGCGGACUCCGGGUAACUCCGUACGACUCCGAGCGACUCUAUGGUAACUCCGGACGACUCCGGACAACUGUGGGCGACUUCGGACGACUCCAGACAACUCCGCACGACUCCAGACAACUCCGCACGACUCCAGACCACUCCGCAAGACUCCAGCUCCAGGCGGAACCAGUGGUUCCGAUUUUGCCGGUGUCGGAAUCGCACUUACAAUAGCCGGAGUCGGAUCGGAGUUCGAGUGUGCGCUCCAGAGAUCACACCACUAGUAGGAAACCUAAAAUGCUUAGAUUCCAUCCGUGGAAAAGGCGUGCUUGCACACAAUUUCGAUCGGGGCGUGAUUUACUAACAUGAAAUGUUACAAUGAUGAUAAGUAGGAUAAGAAACGCACAAUAAACUUUGAAAUUCUUUAACUUACCUUUCAAA
Messenger RNA from Anopheles gambiae (African malaria mosquito), 2749 nucleotides. It is a transcript of the gene GABPI, whose product is annotated as palmitoyltransferase ZDHHC23-B. Lineage: Eukaryota; Metazoa; Arthropoda; Insecta; Diptera; Culicidae. The coding region runs from base 461 to 1435 and encodes 324 amino acids. Gene Ontology annotation, biological process: peptidyl-L-cysteine S-palmitoylation; protein targeting to membrane. The transcript has 5 exons. Gene Ontology annotation, molecular function: protein-cysteine S-palmitoyltransferase activity. The record is from RefSeq and is a predicted model, not a curated record. Gene Ontology annotation, cellular component: endoplasmic reticulum; Golgi apparatus.